AUGCCUGUACCCAAAAAAAUUGAUAUUGUUAGCGUUGUUGCCGUUUUAUUACCUGAAUUUGGUAUUGGUUGCCAAGGUGGUCUUCCAUGGAGAUUAUCUAAAGAAAUGAAAUAUUUUAGACAAGUUACAUCAAAUACAUUUGAUUCAAACAAACAAAAUGCCGUGAUUAUGGGUAGAAAGACAUGGGAAUCAAUUCCAUUAAAAUUUAGACCUUUACCUAACAGAAUCAAUGUGGUAAUUUCAAGAUCAUUCGAUUCUCAAUUGACUCAAGAUAGAUUAUCAGAUGAUAAACAAUAUUAUAAAAUCAAUUCAUUGACAUCAGGUAUAUCUCAAUUAAAAGAACAAUUAGGUGAAAAUUUAGAAAGAAUAUAUAUUAUUGGAGGUGGUCAAAUCUAUAAUGAUGGUCUUAAAAUUUCAGAUAAUUUAUUAAUUACCAAAUUAGAGAUUGAAACUACUGAGCUAGAAAUACCAAAAAUGGAUACAUUCCUCAAUAUAGAACAAAUUCAAGAAGAAUUUAUUGAAUCUAAAAGUGAAUUAAAAGAUUUUUUACCAUCAAAGGUUGAAUUACCGGAACCAUCUACACAAGGAGAAUACAUUGAAAGAGAGAAAGGUUACAAAUUUCAAUAUACUCUUUAUACUAAGUCUCAUUAA
Molecule: messenger RNA, 651 nt
Organism: Maudiozyma saulgeensis
Lineage: Eukaryota; Fungi; Ascomycota; Saccharomycetes; Saccharomycetales; Saccharomycetaceae
Source: the annotation of a GenBank genome assembly